This is a messenger RNA of Epinephelus lanceolatus (giant grouper), 1589 nucleotides long. NCBI's taxonomy places the organism in Eukaryota, Metazoa, Chordata, Actinopteri, Perciformes, Serranidae. The record is from RefSeq and is a predicted model, not a curated record.
AUGGACCUUGACCUGGACCUGAGCCGGUCCUCAUGGGGCCGGGCCGUUCUGCUCCUGGACAUUUCUCCUGUCUCCAUGACGACACCUCCAACAUGUCCGACUGUGAUCCAGCUGCUGUAGAGGAGCAGACGGCUGCAGAGGAAGCUCCUGGUCCUCCCAGUCCUCCUGGAUCUCCUGAUCCCCCUGGUCCCCCUGGUCCCCCUGCCCCUCCUGGUUCUCCCAGUCCCGGUCGCCCCCCCCUGGCAGAGAAGGCCCUGUCAGAGGCCUUCGCCCGGCUGCGGUACCAGGACACGUCUCUGCUGAUCUGGCAGCAGCAGCAACAGGAUCUGCAGGUGGCGCCGCCCUCCACCUACCUGAGCCGCAGCCAGUCGGCCUGGUACAGCAGCUACGGGAACCAGGCCGUCCUGAUCCGGGACAAGAGGGGCCUGGAGGACGCAGAGGGACGCUCCAGGAUCUGCAGCCUCAUGUAGACUCAUGUCUCAUGUUUUACACUUCCUGUCCAAGGCAGGAACAUCACGCCGUUACGAUCUCGAUCACAGACUGUGGAGACAGUCGUUGCGCGUCUAAUCUGCCAUUGAAGGAAGUGACAGCACCAAGUCAGUGUCUGUGUGAAAGGGACAGUCGACAGGAUGGGACCAUGGACAGGACAGGUGGGACGUUUGGACGAUGUGUUCUGUGGGCGACCUACCGCAGGACAUUUAAAAAGCAGCAGUUAGCAGUUAGCGGCUAACUCAGAGAAGAAGAACAGCAGCUGAAAAUGGCCACAAAUAAUGAAAAGGGACUUCAUAGCAGCUCUGUAGCGCCACCGGUGUGUGACCUUACUGUCAUGUGACAUGUCGCUCAUCUCCGCAUCAUUUCCUGUAACGAACUACAUCGUCUGCACUUUAAAUGAACUGAAUCCUUUUUAUGUUUCUGUGAACAGUUUUAAUCUCUGAAAUUAUUUUCAUCUUUCAUGGUUUCAUUUCAUUUUUCAUAAGAACAACGACAGAUCAGAGCACAACAUUUUUAUUUUUUUAUUUUCUGUUACUCUGAUAUUUAUUUCUGAUGUAUUGAUUAUUGGAGAUUUUAUUCUCUGUAUGGUCCAUGUUGAAAUGUUUGCUGGUAGAUGAGUUAAAUAACUGGAAUUAUACCAGAUGAUCAGCCGAUGAUGUCAUGUUGUUUGAGAUGAUCGUCAGACGACAUCUGUGUGAGUCUAACUUUCCUGAGCUUCAGUUUCACAUCAAAUUUCAAACCUUUACUUGGAAAUUGAGUUAGUAAACCCAUUAGUUAAACCAUUGCACAAAACACCUUAAGCUUUUCCUUAAGUCCAGGACAGUUUUCUCCCUAUUUGGGGCUUAUACCUAAGAAAUCCCUUAAACUUAGUUAAACUGUUGCACAAAAGAUCUUAAGUGUCAGAAGCGUAUGAGUCCACAUGGAAACUAACAUCUUUCUCAAUGCAAUAAAUGCCUUAAUGGUUUCCUUAACCAAGGAAACACUUUUAAGGGAUUCUCUUCAACACCUUUAAGUAAGUCCCUUAGCUAAGGGAAAAUUAAGCCUUACAUGUCACACUAAAAUAUACUAAAUAAUAAUAAAAUAUACUACAAAAACUA